Camelus dromedarius (Arabian camel) is the source of this 4442-nucleotide messenger RNA. RefSeq names its product mitogen-activated protein kinase kinase kinase 14 (gene MAP3K14). The record is from RefSeq and is a predicted model, not a curated record. Gene Ontology annotation, biological process: canonical NF-kappaB signal transduction; protein phosphorylation. Bases 140 to 3004 code for a protein of 954 amino acids. Gene Ontology annotation, molecular function: ATP binding; protein serine/threonine kinase activity. The transcript has 16 exons. Lineage: Eukaryota; Metazoa; Chordata; Mammalia; Artiodactyla; Camelidae.
GGGGCGACCGUGGGCCGGACGAUCGUGGGCCCAGAGAACCGCGGUCGGCUACCAGCGGCGGGAGAUCGUUGCCGAGGGGAGCGCUACACUCGCUGGUGGGGGAGAUCGGCGCUCGGCCGGGUGAGUGUGAGCCUGGGAGAUGGCAGUGAUGGAGAUGGCCUGCCCAGGCGCCCCCAGCUCGGCGGCUGGGCAGCAGGAGUUCGCCAAAGCCAAGGAGAAGACACAGGCAAUGGGGAAAAAGCAGAGCUCCGUCCACAAGCUUGAGGCCGUGGAGAAGAGCCCUGUGUUUUGUGGGAAGUGGGAGAUCCUGAACGACGUGAUUACCAAAGGCACAGCCAAGGAAGGCUCCGAGGGCGGGCCAGCCGCCAUCUCCAUCAUCGCCCAGGCCGAAUGUGAGAAUAGUCAAGAGUUCAGCCCCACCUUUUCAGAACGGAUCUUCAUCGCUGGGUCAAAACAGUACAGCCAGUCUGAGAGCCUUGAUCAAAUCCCCAACAAUGUGGCCCACGCGACCGAGGGCAAAAUGGCCCGUGUGUGCUGGAAGGGGAAGCGUCGCAGCAAAGCCCGGAAGAAACGCAAGAAGAAGAGCUCCAAGUCCCUGGCUCAGGCGGGAGUGGCCUUGGCCAAGCCCCUCCCUAGAACCCCCGAGCAGGAGAGCUGCACAGUCCCAGUGCAGGAGGACGAGUCUUCGCUAGGUGCCCCAUAUGUUAGAAGCGCCCCCCAGUUCACCAGGCCUCUGAAGGAGCCAGGCCUUGGCCAACUCUGGUUUAAGAAACUCGGGGAGGGCCUGCGGCCCGCACUGCCUCGACCUGAGCUCCACAAACUGAUCAGCCCCCUGCAGUGUCUAAACCACGUGUGGAAACUCCACCACCCCCAGGACAUAGGCCCCCUGCCCCAGCCCGCUCACCCCUUCCCCUACAGCAGACUGCCCCACCCCUUCCCGUUCCACCCUCUCCAGCCCUGGAAACCUCACCCCUUAGAGUCCUACUUCCUAGGCAAACUGGCCUGUGUAGACAGCCAGCAGCCCCUGCCUGGCCCUCACCUGGGCAGACUGGCCUGUGUAGACAGUCAGAAGCCCCUGCCUGGCCCACGCCUAAAGCCCAGCUGCCCGUCUCAUGGCACGAGUGAGAAGUUUUCUGUGGAGGAAUACCUGGUGCAUGCUCUGCAAGGCAGCGUGAGCUCAGGCCAGGCCCGCAGCCUGGCCAGCCUGGCCAAGACCUGGUCAGUAGGGGGCUCCAGGCCCCAGGAGCCCAGCCCCGAAACUGAGGACAGCGAGGGGGUGCUGCUUAUUGAGAAACUCAAGCCAGUGGAUUAUGAAUACCGAGAGGAGGUCCACUGGGCCACGCGCCAGCCCUGCCUGGGCAGAGGCUCCUUCGGAGAGGUACACAGGAUGGAGGACAAGCAGACGGGCUUCCAGUGUGCCGUCAAAAAGGUGCGAGUCGAAGUGUUUCGGGCAGAGGAGUUGAUGGCAUGUGCAGGACUGACCUCACCCAGAAUCGUCCCUCUGUAUGGAGCAGUGAAGGAAGGUCCUUGGGUCAACAUCUUCAUGGAACUGCUAGAAGGUGGCUCACUAGGCCAGCUCAUAAAGCAGAAGGGCUGUCUCCCGGAGGACCGGGCCCUUUACUACCUGGGCCAGGCCCUGGAAGGGCUGGAAUACCUCCAUACCCGAAGGAUUCUGCAUGGGGACGUCAAAGCUGAUAACGUCCUCCUGUCCAGCGAUGGGAGCCGUGCAGCCCUAUGUGACUUUGGCCAUGCUGUGUGCCUUCAACCUGAUGGCCUGGGGAAGUCUUUGCUCACAGGGGACUACAUCCCGGGCACAGAGACCCACAUGGCGCCAGAGGUGGUGAUGGGCAAGCCCUGUGAUGCCAAGGUGGACAUCUGGAGCAGCUGCUGCAUGAUGUUGCACAUGCUCAACGGCUGCCACCCCUGGACCCAGUACUUCCGAGGGCCGCUCUGCCUCAAGAUUGCCAGCGAGCCUCCGCCUGUGAGGGAGAUCCCACCCUCCUGUGCCCCCCUCACAGCCCAGGCCAUCCAGGAGGGCCUCAGGAAAGAGCCUGACCACCGAGCGUCAGCCGUAGAGCUGGGGGGGAAGGUCAGCCUGGCACUACAGCAUGUGGGAGGUCUGAGGAGCCCUUGGAGGGGAGAAUAUAAAGAACCAAGACAUCCACCGCCACUCCAAGCCCAUCCACCUCCAAGCCCAGCCCACUCUCACCAGACCCUCCGUGCCCCGCCAAGGGUGCUCUCGCCAGGGGCCCCGCGACCCCAGCCAGCUGAGGACACAACAGGCGGGGCCCCUAAGCUCCAACCUCCUCCACCCCCGGAACCCCCAGAGCGGAACAAGUCUCCAAGCCUGUACUGGGGCAAGGGGGAGUCUGGGAUGUGGGAGCCACUGCCUCUGUCCUCCCUGGAUCCAGCCCCCACCAAAAACCCCAGCUCACCAGAGCGGAAGGCAACCUUCCCGGAGCAGGAGCUGCAACAGCUGGAAAUAGAAUUAUUUCUGAACAGCCUCUCCCAGCCAUUUUCUCUGGAGGAGCAGGAGCAAAUUCUCUCGUGCCUCAGCAUUGACAGUCUCUCCUUGUCGGAUGACAGUGAGAAGAACCCAUCCAAGGCCUCUCAGAGCUCGCGGGACACCCUGAGUUCCGGCGUGCACUCGUGGGGCAGCCAGGCGGAGGCUCGCAGCUCCAGCUGGAACAUGGUGCUGGCCCGGGGGCGGCCCACCGACACGCCGAGCUAUUUCAAUGGUGUGAAAGUCCAAAUACAGUCACUCAAUGGCGAACACCUGCACAUCCGGGAGUUCCACCGGGUCAAGGUGGGAGACAUCGCAACUGGCAUCAGUAGCCAGAUCCCAGCUGCAGCCUUCAGCUUGGUGACCAAGGACGGGCAGCCCGUGCGCUAUGACAUGGAGGUGCCAGACUCGGGCAUUGACCUGCAAUGCACCCUGGCCCCUGACGGCAGCUUCGCCUGGAGCUGGAGGGUCAAGCACGGCCAGCUGGAGAACAGGCCCUAACCAGCCUCCCACCACCGGCUCCACUCAGCCAGAAACAGCCUUCCUUCUUGGUGCUCAGUGCUGCCCCUGAGACAGUGGCUCAGCAGUGGGACCAGGGACUGGCAGCAGUAAGGUGGGGACUAGCAAAACACCUCCCACGAUCUCCCACCUGUGUCCUGCCUGCCCCCACAUGAGGAAGAAGGCAGGAGGCCUCUUCCCACGGGGAACAAAGAGGAUCUUCUCUGCCUUGGUCCUAACAAGCUGGCCUGACCCGUUAGGAUCAGUGACCACUUGCUGGCAGUCAGGGGAGAGCGACUUCCAGCCCAGGUCAGGGAGGGGUGAGCAAGCCCCUCCCUCAGUCUCCAGGUAGAUGUAAGGGUGUGGCAUGUCUAACGACUCACACCCAGGCCCAGUACACGCCCAGGGCAGCAGGUGUGCCUGCCCUUGGCUUAAUGCGGGGCCCUCUCACCCCCUCGCCCGGUCUUGCCUGGCCAGCAAACCCCUUUUUAGCUCUAGGAACUUUUCAGACCAAGUCAGGGAGAGAGGAAUGCCUGACACUGGGGGUCUCCCUAAGAGAGAACACCACCCUUCUCAUGGUGUUUCAACACAGGCCCUGAGCUGAGCACAGCUUCAGCCAAGGACCAGAGAAGGCAUUUCAAUUAAACUGUUCUCAGCCCCUAAGCACUUGCCCCUUUGCUGCUGGCCACCAGUCUUACCCAGAGCAGCAGGCUCCGAGCCCCAACCACAGGCCCACCCACUGCCCCUACCUAGCUGGUACUCAGCUCCCUCAUCCUAGAAGUGAAGGGUGACUUGAGACCUACAUGACAGGAACAGUCUGAGGACGGGGCACAACAGACACAAAAGAAAGCCGUAGGCGCUGCCGUUACCCAGGCUCUCACAUCCUCACACCAGCUUCCUGAGACACGGCUCAGGCACCACACUCACUGACCCUGCCCCGCCCCUGGUCUCAGGGGCACCGCCAGCUGCACUUUGCACUCUGAUGACCUCAAAGCACUUUCAUGGCUGCCCUCCAGAAGGGCGGCCAGCGGUUCCGCAUGAGCACAAGGCCAGGAGAUGGGGUGAAGGGACCCAAAUCUUGACCCUUCUCCAUGCGUGUGACCCCUCAAACACCCUCCAGACUUCUGUAAGAUGAGUUCCCCCCAACCCAUCGCCCCAGCCAAGCCUCUUCUUUGUGGUAGGGCUGAUCAGGACUCAUGUAGCAUUAAUCAACUGUGAAUCAUUGUGGGGUGAGGGGUGUGUCCCCUGAGAUUCCUCCUGGGGAGAAGCUUGUCCCCACAUCUUGCCAAAUUGGCCUCUCUCCAGCUAUCCACAUCAAGCCAUACUGCUCCCCAGGGAGAGACCCCCGGCCCCCAGUACGUGAAGAACUGCAGCCUUGGUACUGCCAAGUUCAGGUUGUAGAGAACUCUUUGUAAGCAAUAAAGUUUGGGGUGAUGAUAAA